AAAUUCAAGAAUUAGUCAAUGAUAAAACCAAACUGUCUACCUUAAUUGCACUUGUCGUAGAACCUAGAAGUACUGCCCCUGAGCCCACAUAUGUUCCUGGAACUACUGCCACCUCAGAGACUGCAUCUGAGCCUUCAAAAACCUUUGAAUUACCGUUACUACAGAGACUGCCUCUGAGCCCUCAAACGCCUAUGGAACCACUGCUCUUGAU
This is a messenger RNA of Cetraspora pellucida, 211 nucleotides long. Lineage: Eukaryota; Fungi; Glomeromycota; Glomeromycetes; Diversisporales; Gigasporaceae. The record is from the annotation of a GenBank genome assembly.